AAGAAAACUGACUAGAGAGAAACAGGAAGUGACUCUUUACACAUCACGUAGACAAGAUGAACCAAGAGAAAUAUCCUCGCUCCUCAAUUGAGGAUGAUUUUAAUUAUGGCACGAAUGUUGCGACGGCGAGUGUACAAAUCCGGAUGGAUUUCCUACGCAAAGUGUACACAAUCCUGUCCGUGCAGAUAAUCCUGACCACAGCUUUGUCUGCCCUGUUUAUGUUCUGUGAGCCCAUCAAGAACUUUGUACAUUCCAGUCCCUCACUGGUCUUGCUGUCUGCAGUUGGAUCUCUGUUUUUGAUCAUUGCUCUGGCUAUUUACCGCCACCAGCAUCCCAUCAACCUCUAUUUACUCCUGGGAUUCACCGUGUUGGAGGCCGUGUCUGUAGGUACAGCUGUGACGUUUUAUGAAUACUCAGUGGUAUUCCAGGCCUUCGUGCUCACAUCAGCCGUGUUUGUUGGUCUGACUGCCUACACACUCCAGUCCAAACGGGACUUCAGCAAGCUCGGCGCUGGGCUGUUCGCUGGUCUGUGGAUUCUCAUCAUUGCCGGCUUCAUGAGGAUUUUCUUCCACAACGACACGGUGGAGCUGGUGUGCGCCGGCGCCGGCGCUCUGCUCUUCUGCGGCUUCAUCAUCUACGACACACACGUUCUGAUGCGCAAGCUGUCGCCCGAGGAGCACAUACUGGCCUCAAUCAACCUCUACCUGGAUAUAGUCAACCUCUUCCUGCACAUUCUGCGCAUCCUUGACUCCAUGAAGAAGAACUGAGUGGAGAACCUGCAUGUUCUUGCUUCUGUAAGCUGAUGCAGGUGGCAGGUGAUUUCUGUGUUGUUAGUAAAAAUCAAUUACAUCCAUGAAAUCUUUGUGUAUUGUCUCUUUAGGCUAUUCUUUAGGCCCAUGUGCUGAACAUGCUCGUGAUUUUAAGUCAAAAAGACCAUUGCCAGUUUAUUAGGCACACCAACCUUGCUCUUGCACGGUUUAACAUUAGUUAACUAUAUUAUAUAUUAACUAAUAUACAGUAUAUUAUAUUUAACAUUUUAAUAUUUAUAGUUAAUUAUAUGUAUUGUAUUAUGUGGUUAUCAAGUUUGCCUCACACCUCCAGGGUCGGGGGUUCGAAUCCCGCCUCUCCGUGUGCGCGGAGUUUGCAUGUUCUCCUCAUGCUUCGGGGGUUUCCUCCGGGUACUCCGGUUUCCUUUCCCAGUCCAAAGACAUGCAUUGUAGGCUGAUUGGCAUUUCUAAAUUGUCCGUAGUGUGUGCGAUUGUGCCCUGCGAUGGGUUGGCACCCCGUCCAGGGUGUCCCCCGCCUUGUACCCCGAGUUUCCUGGGAUAGGCUCCAGUCUCCCCCAUGACCAUGUGUAGGAUAAGUGGUAUGGAAAAUGGAUGCCAUCAAAAAAGUUCAGCUAAAAAUGGCACUACUUUUUUUGUUGCUCCAUAGAGGGAAAAGACAUAGCAUUUUAAACAGGGAAAAAAAAAUAGAUCUGCAUUAAAGUGUCAAAUCUAAUACUUUACAAAUGGUGAUGAUUAACCUGUUCAUCCUGUCCUCCCUGUACCCAGUGUAAUGUGAAGAGAACGCCACAGGACAGAUAUUACUUGGGUGUUUUCAGUAAUUGUAUAUAAAAAUGACCCAAAUGUUGCACGAGGGUAGGUGUACCUAAUAAACUGGCACCUAGUGUCAGGGCAUGUCAUCUUGUGAUUUCCUUAUAUUUUUUAGCUGAUCAUUCUGUUUACUAGGGGCGUGACCGUUGGAUGAUUCGGAGUGAUCAAUCGAUUUAAAAGGCAACGAUUGAAUUGAAUCAAGGCAACAAUUGUGAAUUGAUUAUUAUUAAUUAUAAUUUAUUAUAAAUCAAUUCUUCUUGACAAAGGAUGGAUAGCUAGUGAGUAAAAAAAUUAUUCAUAUUUUUAAAUUGAUGUGUAAAUAGGCUAACAAGGUGAUUCGUCCAUAACUCUGAUACUUCUCUACGUCGUCGUGAUUUGAAAUGAACAGCACCCCGGUUUCUGAACAAAGUUGGCCACAUAAUGAUCAGAGGCUACUGAAAUGAAUCACAUAGUAUCAUAGCAGAUUCAGUGGUAUCAUCAUAUAUCUAAUCAUUGCCUUAAGAAUGGAAAUUGUAUUGCGUGGAAGCCCGCGGUUUACACCCCUACUGGUUUAUACAGAAUUAAAUUACUUUCAUAUGUAUAUAUUGCUUUUAUUUUUGGAUUUUAUCUUGAAGAGAAACAUAACUCCUCUUGCACGCUUAAUUCAAAGAGGCACAUUUACACACAGACAAGUAUGCUAACACUUUAAUCUCACUUCAGAUCAUAAUUAGAUAGAUCUACAGCAGAUCACUGACUGGGUAUGAAUUUCAGGAGGUCUUUGAUGCGCUUUGUUUUUAUGAAGAUGUUUAUGAAGAUGUCGGGAACAGAAGUGCCAGUCUUAAUGACGCUGAGUCACUGACAGCAGUGUGAUUCCAUGUAUUUUCCUUUUCAGUGUGUUUAUGAUGAAUACGGCAAUAUUUAAUUGUUUGGGUCAUAAUGAAGUGCUCAUCAGUAAUUAUUGUUAGAAGUUAUCGAUGAUAAAAACAAGAGCUGAAAGAGUUCUAUACAUUGAUCUGCAGUGUUGGUUAUAAUGAGGAGCAAAUUAUUACAGAGGGCCUUUGGAGCAAAGGAUCAUUUAAAAGGGCUUGGUAAUGUCUAAGAAGAAAUGUUUAAAAUCAUGUUUAGUAUGAAUAUGGUGUUCUUGCAGCACGAAGUUGCUUCAGGUAAAUACUCAUACUCCUUUCCCUCAGGGUGGUGCUGCUUUAUGGCCACCACAUUUUAAAAAAAUAUUAAUAAUAAUAAUGUUGAAAGGAACUGCCCAUGGUGACUUUAACUGGGAAACUCUGAAUGAUUCAGGGGUCUAGGACGUGUCUUUAGGACGUGUGUCUUUAGAAAGAGACGGGUCCAUUCAUUUAAGUUCAUUUUGAAUUUUUUUUUUAACUUGCAUUUCUGUGCAGUUUGCAGUGCCACGCUGUGUAUAUGCAAUAUUUUAAAUAUUCUCCUGAGAAUAUAAUGAAACCUAAGUUUAUUUUCCAUUUCAUUGUAAUUUAUUUGCAUAUCUAUAUGUGCAAUAUUAUUGGCGAAAUUGUAGCUCAGCGAUAAAGCAUGUUAUUAACAUUAAAAUUUAAAUUGCUGAAUGUAUUAUUAUCAGCUGAAGUAUCAAUGGGGAUUAAGAUUCUGUAUGUAUAAAGUGAUAUAAUUAAUAUAUUAAAUAUAUGACCUGC
Molecule: messenger RNA, 3238 nt
Organism: Ictalurus furcatus (blue catfish)
Lineage: Eukaryota; Metazoa; Chordata; Actinopteri; Siluriformes; Ictaluridae
Gene: tmbim4
Product: transmembrane BAX inhibitor motif containing 4
Exons: 7
Coding region: 57-767 (236 amino acids)
Biological process (GO): negative regulation of apoptotic process
Cellular component (GO): membrane
Source: RefSeq, a predicted model, not a curated record